Molecule: messenger RNA, 1833 nt
Organism: Orbilia oligospora ATCC 24927
Lineage: Eukaryota; Fungi; Ascomycota; Orbiliomycetes; Orbiliales; Orbiliaceae
Exons: 2
Coding region: 1-1833 (610 amino acids)
Source: RefSeq, a predicted model, not a curated record
AUGGGUUUGUUCGACAGAGUCAAGUCCAGCGCCGUCAGGCAAGAACCCCGUCCGGUCCAUCAGAUCCCACCCCAGCUCCAACAGUUCGAUGCUUCCGCCUAUAUCGCCUCAAACCCUGUUCUUAAGCAACAAUUCUCCCAGCCAACGCCCUACACCAUCCCAUCGGGUAGCCCAGGGCAGACAUACAUGCAAAGACCAGGUAGCGGUGGUAACAGUGGAAUUCCGACUCCAAACAGCACUCCUCCACCAGCUCAACCCACCCAUCGCCCAAGCAUUGAUACCAAUGUGCCCCCUGUCAUGCCUUCUCAACAUCCAACCCAGGCCCAGGCCCAGCAACAGGGACAAUAUAGCAUGGUCUGCAGCAAUAGCUUGACAUCUCCAGGUGUUCAGGAUGUCUACGUAGUUCCAUUUUCUCAACAGCAACAGCAACAGAUGCAUGCCCAGCAGCAACAUGCCCGAAGACACUCUUAUGUCCCGGGGCAGCCGCAUAUGUAUAGCAAUAGCUUCCCAGUCCAACAGGCUCCACAGGGUAUCCAUUAUGGACAGCAGUCGAUGCAAGCCGCACCUGCCCUUCCAUCUCUCUCCCAGGUCCAGCAUCAGGCGAGGUCGUCUUCCCGUGAGCAGUCUCCAGCUGCCCGUAGAUAUUCCAUUCAAGCGGAUAGACCAUCUCCACCUGCAAGCUUCCCAUCCCAGCUCCCAAUGCAGCGUAUGAACAGCAUCAGCAAGGGUUCCACGAAGCUCUACCAACUCCCAGAGUUGCAGAUGCAAAACUUGCCAAAUGAACCCGCGAACAAGUUCAUCCCACGUAACUUGGACUCUAGAGUCGCAGACCGUGAUGAAGUCUUGACUGUUCUUAAGCCUAUGAACCUCACAGACUACCUCACCAUCACCGGUCCAGAAGAUAUCACUCGCCACAUCCCAGCAGUUGACCGUAGCGAGGCUGCUGUCUCUGAAUUCCAACAUCCAGACCAAGACUCCAUUGUUGGUUCCUCGUAUCCACUCAUGCGAAAGCAAUCGUGGACUCGUCCAUCCGAAGAAACCUUCGGAAAACUCCUAACCUGGAAUGGCCGUCGAAUCACACCAUAUCCAGUCCAGACUCUUGGUCGUUUGAUCCGUGGUGAAGAAGAUGUCGCAGCUUUGGCAGAUGACUUCUGGCUUAAGCCCGUCCACACCGCAACCUGUGCUUGGCUCCAAGCCAUCGAUUCGUCGAGGUAUAACGGCGAUUAUAACAAGGGAAACGCUUCUAGACUCGUUACUACUACCAGUGCCAGUGUUGAUGGUAUUGCUGAAAACCGAGAUCUUGAUCCUUCCAUGUUGCACUUCACCAAGCAGUUUACUCUGUACCCUCCAGCUCAAAGCUCCGUUGGCGUUGCGAAGAAGGAAGUCGUUUUCUUCAUGGACUUCGUUUCUCCUGGAGUUUUGACCGAUGCCGGUGGAAAAAUGUGGGAAGAAGGAAGGGCAGAAUCCGUCGCACAAGGAUUAGAGAAUCGUCUCGCAAGCUCUUAUUACAUCGCAACUAGACAGGUCGCAACCACUGCCAAAAAUCUCGGCUGCCGAGCCGGUGCUCUCUGUGACUAUGAGAACAUCGUCCUCUUCUACUUCAAGGGCCAGCCGGAAUCCUUCACGGGUCCCGAAUCCACUGCCGAAGUCCUGCACCUCAAGUACACCGACCCGCACGCCCGCUACUUGCUGGCUGAGUUGGUGUACCGCUCCAUGGCGGACAUGAGCGAACGCCUCAACCUUGGUGACCUUGGAAAAGUCGUCGAGGCUAACCAGCAGAUGACUAUUAAGAACUUCAACCUCAUGUGGGGGACCGCCAGCGUCGUUAGGUGA